AUGGAAUUGGAAAUGAGAAAACCAAUUAAAAAUCAGCAGCAGUUGCAACAACAACAACAACAACAACAAGUGAACAAUGAAUCGUUGCAUAAUUCUUCCGGUACAUUAUAUUCAGCUGUCUCAGUCACACCUAAUUGGACAAAUAGUGCAAUAAUUGGUGAACAUUUAUGGAAUGAGACAACAUCUAAUCAAACAUGUUAUAUUGAUGAAUCGGAAUGUACUAAAUCUGGUUCAAAACGGAAAUGCUCUGUUUGUCAUAUUAUUUGUCAUACAAAUUGUCUUCCAUUGAUUCAAGUAUCUUGUAGACCAACAUUUCGUGAAGCAUUUAUUCAUGAUUAUCGUAAUGAAAAAUUAUGUACAACACAUCAUUGGAUUAAACGAAGGAAACAAAAUAAGAAAUGUAAACAUUGUGGAAAAUCAUUGCAAUCCAUCCUGGGAUUUUCAUCGAAAGACUAUAUGACAAUACAAUGUACAUGGUGUAAAAUAGGUUAUCAUAAUAAAUCCAGUUGUUUUCGUGAUGCUUAUCUCACUGAACCAUGUUCAUUAGGACCAUACUCCGAGUUGAUUGUUCCACCCGACUGGAUUAUUAAAUUAACUGAAAAAAAUAAUUACAAACUAUCAUUAUCAUCUACAUCAUCAUCGCCUACAUAUAAAAUAUGUCAAUCCAAUAGUUUUAUGUCACCGUGCUUGUCAAAUGAUAAAACAACUACACGUAACGGUCAAAUUCGUGCAUCUAUAUCACGACCAGAAAGUCUUGAUCAUUCCAGUCAACUAAUCAAUAGUGUGUCUGAUCAAUUCUCCUCAGUCACAACAACAACAACAACAACAGCAACUCCUGAAGACACUCAUCAAGCUGUAUCAACUAGUCAAACAAAUCUUUACAUUGAACCGAAAAUACUAUCCGCAUCAGCAGCAUCAUCUUCACCGUUUGUCAUAAAAACCAAUCCAACGAAUGCUGCUUCUUUAAAACCAUUGCUGGUAUUUCUUAAUCCAAAAUCCGGUGGAAAUCAAGCUUGUAAUUUAAUGAAAAAAUUUCAAUGGUUAUUAAAUCCACGUCAAGUGUUUGAUGUUUCACAAGGUGGACCGAAAAUGGGAUUGGAAUUAUUCAAUCGUGUUCCAAAUCUACGUAUUCUUGUAUGCGGUGGUGAUGGUACAGUUGGUUGGAUAUUUUCUACGAUUGAUUCAAUGAAUUUUAAUACCAUUCCACCAGUUGCUGUAUUACCGCUAGGUACUGGAAAUGAUUUAGCCAGAGCAUUGAAUUGGGGUUCUGGUUAUAUUGAUGAAUCGAUAUCGAAAAUAUUGAAUUCCGUUCAUGAGGGACGUGUUAUUGCUUUAGACAGAUGGCAAGUAAAUUGUGAAGUACGUGCAGAUUUUCUUCAAACAACUCAACAACUAACCUAUUAUGAUGAUAAUGAUGAUGAGUCCACAAGAAAUAGACCGCCGAUAUCUGAUGUUUUGCCAUUGAAAGUAUUCAAUAAUUAUUUUUCACUUGGAGCAGAUGCUGCAACAGCGUUGGAAUUUCAUGAAUCAAGAGAGGCUAAUCCGGAGAAAUUCAAUAGUCGUUUGAAAAAUAAACUAUUUUACGCUGGACUUGGCGGUAAAGAUUUACUUCGACGAAGUUGGCGUGAUCUAUCUGAACAUAUAACUCUUAUCUGUGAUGAUGAAGAUUUAACUCCACUUAUUCGUACUUUGAAACCACAUUGUAUAUUACUUUUAAAUAUUCCAAGAUAUGGAUCUGGUACUUUGCCAUGGGGUCAACCAACAACGGAAUUUCAACCACAACGAAUUGAUGAUGGAUUUAUUGAAGUGAUCGGUCUUACAUCGACAUCGUUGGCAACUUUACAAAUCGGUGGACAUGGUGAUCGAAUUUGUCAAUGUCGUCGUGUUCACUUGACGACAGAUAUAAUUAUUCCAAUGCAAAUGGAUGGUGAACCGUUUCGGUUGUUGCCAUCGAAAAUCGAUGUAUUCUGUUCGCAUCAAGCAUUAGUCAUACAAAAAUUAACACGUUCACCUGUUUCAUCGGCAUUGCUUCAUGACUACGAAAAUGAACAACAGAGGAAAACAAUCAAUUACAAAGCAAAAAUCAAUGUAUUUGUAAUUGCUUUGAAAGAUUUUGAAAACAUGUCUGAUAAUGUGAUUAGUUUGCGUCAAACAGCCACAUGCAUUGGUGUUAUUACUGCAAAAUAUGAUACAGAUUUAUCAACUGUACGAGAAAUUAUUAAUCAGUUGAAUACAAAUAAAACUGACGAUAAUUCAUAUGAUGAAACAUCUCAAUCAAUGGAAACUAUCCGGACGACUGUCCGGACAGUUCAAUUAUCGAACACAUGGGUUUUCAUUGAUUCUACGACAGCGGCCAGUCGAUUUUUUCGUAUUGAUACAGAACAAGAGAAUGCACAUUUUCUAACGGAUGUUUGUAAUAUGGAAGAUUUAUUUCUGAUCGAUUGUGCAUUGGAGUCACGUUUAACGUUGGAUGAUGAACAUCCGAAUGCUGAUUCACUUAUUGACGAUACUGUAUCACUCUCGUCACCUUUGAUCACCGACAACAAUGAUAGUGAAUUAAAUCGAUAUGAGGCUGAGGGAAGUUUGACCGGCGAAAUAACAUGUGAGCGCAAAGAUGUUGAAUGGAUAGAUGAAGAUCAGUUGAAUAGUGUUUCACCUGGAAUUGAAACAUGCAGUAGUCUAAUAGAGUCACCUAAUCAGAAUAAGAAUGAAGAUCACAAUGUUGUCAGUGGGCACUUUGUCGACAACCGUGAUGAUGAAGAUGAUGAGAAUUGUUCACGUAAAACUCAAUCACGACAUCUAUUGAUUUCCACAAAGCAUACAUCAUUCGAAGAGGACUUCAUCUAUCCGAAAGAUACCACGAUCAAUUCAACAUUAUCAUCAGACCAAAUGAGUGUUGUGUUCAGCGAGAAAAUCUCAAUCGAUAAACCACAUGAAGAAAUAAUGGAAGAGGGUGAAUUAGGCAUCUGUCAUGAAAAUGAUUUUCUUCAUACGCCAUAUGAAAUGAAUCAAUCUUAUCAUCAAUAUGACAAUAUUACCAAUACCGAUGAUGAUGAUUAUGAUGAUGACGACGAUGAGAUUGAGAGUAGAAGUAGUGGCAGUAGUAGUAGUAGUAGUAGCAGUAGUAGUAGUAGUAGUACAAGUAAUCAGGAAACAAUAAGUACUUUAACAACAAACUAUUCCAAUGAUAUUCCCCUAAUCAUCAUUCAUCAUAAUCAUCCUGUCAGUUCAUCAUCGUCAGUAGUAUCAUUAUCGUCACUCUGUACAAAUCAACAACAAUCAUCCCUGGAUCAAAUACAAAUUAUCAAUGAAGAGAACAAUGAAUUCACCGAUUCAUGUCAUCAUGAAGGAAUAACGAGACAAAAGCAUGAAUUGGAAAUUCAACAAUAUGAAAAUAAUGAUAAAGUAUUAUGCAUUCAAUGUAAAACGGAUAGUUUCACCAGUGAUGCUAGUGAUAAUGAGGAUACAAUUGAAAUACAACAAAUCCAAUCCAGUGAUAAUCAUGAUGAAGAUGGCAUUCAUGAUCACGAUGAGAAUGAGACUGACGAAGAUAAGAAGAUGUCUGAAUUCAUUCGAGAAAUUUAUAAUUUAUUAUACAAAUCUAAAAUGUGUAAUUAUCAAAAAUGCGGAAAGUCACUAGCUCCAAGCACUUCACAACAAGCACUACAACAUUAUCUUAACAAAGCUCUUCUCAAAGCAUCCUAUAAUGGUGUCAUUGAUCAUGUGGAAUCGCUGUUAAAUGCUGGAGCAAGUAUACAUACAUUGGAUGCAUAUGGUAGAUCAUGUUUACAUUUAGCAGCAAAAUUUGGACAUGUGAAAGUUGCUGAAUAUCUUUUAAAUUACAUUCCAGCAAAACUAAUUGAUUUACAAGAAUAUAAAAAGAACCAAACAGCACUACAUAAAGCUGCGGCGACUCGAAGAAGGCUCAUCUGUAAAAUGUUGAUCAUGGCUGGGGCCUGUCCAACGAUUAUUGAUAUUCAUGGAAAACAACCAAGUAAUUUGGCACUUGAAGUAAACGACCCACAACUUGCCACUUAUCUAAAAAGGGAAGAAAUAUUGUUCAUUAUUAGAAAUGGAAUUGAAAAGGUAGAUGUGUGAAAAGUGAACCAAUGAACUAGUUUUGCAAUACAUUCCAAACAAUAUCAGACUUCAAUAUCUGGACAUUUCGCGCGCUUUGUACAAUUUAGGAUAAAUAUCAUUAUUAUUUGUUUGUCUUACAAUAUUUCUGUAGAAUGUGUCUUAACCGAUAAACCUUUGUAUUGAGUCAGAAUUACGAAUAUAUAUUAUCAAUAUCAA
Schistosoma turkestanicum is the source of this 4296-nucleotide messenger RNA. Lineage: Eukaryota; Metazoa; Platyhelminthes; Trematoda; Strigeidida; Schistosomatidae. The record is from the annotation of a GenBank genome assembly.